Messenger RNA from Podarcis muralis (Common wall lizard), 1763 nucleotides. RefSeq names its product golgi SNAP receptor complex member 2 (gene GOSR2). The record is from RefSeq and is a predicted model, not a curated record. Gene Ontology annotation, cellular component: SNARE complex; endoplasmic reticulum membrane; ER to Golgi transport vesicle membrane. NCBI's taxonomy places the organism in Eukaryota, Metazoa, Chordata, Lepidosauria, Squamata, Lacertidae. Gene Ontology annotation, biological process: vesicle fusion; intra-Golgi vesicle-mediated transport. Gene Ontology annotation, molecular function: SNARE binding; SNAP receptor activity.
CUUCGGCAAGCCGGAAACCGGAAGCGCCGGCCUGGGACCGGGUGACGUGUUAAAGAGUGGGAGCUGUGUGAGAGCCCAGUCAGCCGAGCGGCCGCCAUGGAGGCGCUUUACCACCAGACCAACAAGCAGGUCCAUGAGGUCCAGUCAUACAUGGGUCGCCUCGAGACAUCAGACAAGCAGUCUGUCCACUUGGUGGAAAACGAAAUCCAGGCGCGAAUAGACAGGAUCUUCAGCAACUUGGAACGGUUGGAAAUCUUUUGUAACAAGGAACCUCCUAGCAAGCGGCAGAACGCCAAGCUACGAGUCGACCAGCUGAAAUACGACAUCCAGCACCUGCAGUCAGCGUUGAGGAACUUCCAGCACCGGCGUUACGCACGGGAGCAGCAAGAAAGGCAGCGGGAGGAGCUUCUGGCCCGAACAUUCACCACUAACGAUUCUGACACCACCAUUCCGAUCGAUGAAACCUUGCAGCAUAACGAGUCCCUCCAAAAUGCUCACCGUGGCAUGGAUGAUCUCAUUGGCAGCGGGACCAGCAUUCUGCAGGGCCUGAGGGAUCAGAGAAUGACAUUAAAGGGCACCCAGAAGAAAAUCCUGGAUGUUGUAAACAUGCUCGGCUUAUCCAACACAGUCAUGCGCCUCACUGAGAAACGUGCCUUCCAGGAUAAGUACUUCAUGUUCGGAGGCAUGAUCGUGACCUGCGUGCUCAUGUUCCUCAUAGUGCAGUACCUGACGUGAGCGGCGAGAGAACUUCCCAGCGGACUGUGAUGGACUGACUGCCUUUCUUCAUAGACUCCCAACGUAAUGGCGAACCUCCUGCCUUCUGGACUGGUCAUGUUCUCUCCUUACAGCAUCGUGAGAUGGCUCAGAUUUAGCAUACGUCGACUCGGGCCCUUGGUGCUGAAGGGGUGCUUACAAAGCCACACGGUGCUGAGAUGCGAUGUAAUUCUUCAGCCAGGUGGUGGGCUGUCUCUCUGUGCCCCAUGCAGGUUUAGAGGACAUUGGCAUGCGGUUGUCAUGCGCUGCUCACAGGAGCGGUGCACAUUCAUGUGGUCACAGAACCCCUGUGCAAUCGUGACGGAACCUAAGAAAACUGCACGACUGUGCAGUCUGUGGACCUGCAGACCCACUUGGUGUUCUUACGAACCAGGUUACAUACAUGAACGUUGUGGUCAGCUGAGCGGAUUUGAUUUAUUUUACCUUAAUAUAGUCCCAGGAUGCAAGGAGAGUAUUGUCCUGCCAUGGCUGAAACAAGUAGAAAUCUUCAUGGGCCAAAAAGAUCUUCUUUUUCGGAAGCUGUGUGCCUGCCUCUUAUUUAGAAUAAGCAGAUCCCGAAGGCUAGACAGCAAGGUAACUCAUUUUUGAACCAUAGUAAAAUAUUCAGGGUAAUGGAUGGCAGCAGUCACCCUCCACUUUGCAGAAGCUAGCUCUUGGUGCAAAAGGUUUGGGGCAGAACUGCCGGCUCAGUAGGUACGUUUCUACGGGGACACCCUGGCUGCUAUUGGAAGUAUAAUAUAUUUGCAAAGUUACUUGCAAAAGGCACUUAUAAAAAAAGGUUUUUAUCACAAUCAGGGCCACUGGGUCACUUCACAAAUAAUAGUCUGUAGCAAGCACCCUGCACAACAGCAAAGGAUAGGAGAUUCUCAGUUUUUAAUUUUAAAAGUUUCUAGUCUUCAUGGGUACAAGUGGAGGCUUACAAAGAUGAAGCCUGGCUUUAAUGACUGUCGAGAUGACGAUGGCAAUGCCAUAAAUUCCGUUGAACAAGA